UUUUGAAUUAUCAAUUGAAUAACUCAAAAAAGGUUUGUAGUUAUUAUUAUUUAAGCUGAAAUGGAUGAAUCAAGAAAGAAUAAAGAACUUAUUGAAACAAUAUCUAGACAAAAUGCAGAACUUAUUCGUUACAAAACAAGAUUAAAAGAUCUAGUGACUGCUCACAAAUGUCUGUUAAAAGAGAAAGAAGUAUUAGAAUCAAGUCUAAAAGCUUUUUCCAAGUCUUCAUCUGUACCUAAAGGUAUUGAUGCCAACACUUCUGAUGUUUCUGAGGAAUCAACAAGUGAAGAGAUGUCAUCAGAAGGAAAUAACGAAACUACUGAACAAUUGAAAAACCAGCUCACAACACUAAUGAAUUCCUUAGCAACAUUAUCUGAGGAGAAGUCAAGGAUGGAAGCUGGGUUUCAAGCAGACAAAAAGCAGCUGAGAACUGAAAAAUUAGAAUUAGAAAAAACAAUUAAGGAAAUGCAAGGUAGAUUGGAUCAUGAAACUAGAGCUCACCUUUCAGAAAUGGAAAAUUUUAAGUCUAAAUUAAUUAUAGAACGUCAUCAAAGAGAAAAAGAACACAAUGAUCAUGGAGUAAUGAUUAGGGAGUUACAGAAAGUGGUUUCUGAGGAAAGAGCUAAGAGGGAAAAAGCAGAGGCCAAUUUAGAAACCCUUCGUUCAGAAUUGACUGCAGUGACAGAGCAAUCCAACAAUAGUAAAAAAGAAGCUGCAGAAGCAGUAGCUAACUUAGAAGCUUUAAGAGAGAGACUUAAAGAUAACAGAGAGAGUUCUGGUGCCACAACUUUAAAAUUAAAACACGAAUUAGCUCUCCUUAAACAGCAGUUAAGACAAUCAAGUCAGAAAGAACAAGAGAAAGUGAAGGAAGCUGAGGCACGAUCACGAGAGCUAGCCGCUGCUCAUGAAGAAAGAGUAGCCAAUUUGGAAGCUAAAUUAGCAGAGUUGUCAUUAACAGUUGGUAACUACGAUAGGUUGAGGCAAUCUGAUCAAGAGGCAAUAACAAGGUUGAGGGAGCGUAUUGCCCAAUUGGAAAUGGAAAGAGGAGAAGAAAAAGGGGAUGACAGUCUAGAGAGUAUUGCCCACAGGAUUCGUCAAAUCAUCCAUGAUGCUAAUAAAAUUUCUGAGAAGCCACUUGAUUUGAAAGCUAUUUUAGCAGAAUGUUUACCCAAUAAUAGUAUUUUUCAAGAUUCUCAUAAGCAUUGUCAGGAAGAAUAUGAUCACUUGAAAGCAGAAUUUGAUAGAUAUAAACAUCAAUUUCAAAUAUCGCAACAUAAUGACACCCCUAGUUAUAGGACUGGAUUGACAAAUGAAGAAGAGUUACGUUCACAAAUAAAAAAACUUAAAUCGAGGAUUCGUGAGCUUCUUGCUCAAAUAGAUGAAAAGGAAUUGUUGCAUAAGAAAGAAAUUGAAUCCUUGCAAAAGAGUAUCUUGAAUGAGAAGAAGAUAGGUAGGGAGAAGUUAAACCAAGGUGAAGUAGAGUGGAGAGGUAAACUGUCCAGUUUGGAGUCUCAGCUUGCCAAACAAAGGCAGAGGGCUAUGGAGCUAGUUGCUGAAAGGGAAAAUGAACUUGCUGAUCUCAGAGCAUCCCUAAUUCCUUCUACUAUCUCUUCUGACAAAAGUGGUGAAGAAGGACCUGUUGUGCUUCAUUAUUCCGAAGAAGUAGCUCGUAGAGAUGUGGAGUUAUCAAGGCUGAGAAAAGACAAACAUAGGCUUGAGGGGUUGCUGAGAGAAUCCGAAAGAACAAUUACUCAACUGAAUGCACGUGGAGAGGCACUUUCUGAAGCACUUCGCUGUCAAGUUGAUAGGUUUGUGCAGUGUCAGAGUCGCGAGGGAGCUAACCUGGAAUACCUGAAAAACGUGGUCCUUUCAUUUCUCCUGACGAGUGAUGUCGCCAGCAAGUCACACAUGCUGAAUGCUAUUGCUGCAGUGCUUCAGUUUUCAGAGGCAGAAAAAUCAAAAAUUUCCCAACAAAGCUGGUGGCAUAAAAGUCAAUUAUAGCCUGAAAUUUCUGCUAUUUUCUGAACAGGACCUUAUCUGCUCCGUAUAUCCUUCAUGCAAAAAAAUCAUUAGUUGGCAGGUAUGGUUAGUUAUAUGAAUAUCAUAGAUAACUGCCAAUUUCACCUACCUCCUGCAGGCAGUUUUUCAUUUUGAUCUUGCUGCAACAAUGUUUCUUGAAAGG
Molecule: messenger RNA, 2182 nt
Organism: Nezara viridula (southern green stink bug)
Lineage: Eukaryota; Metazoa; Arthropoda; Insecta; Hemiptera; Pentatomidae
Source: the annotation of a GenBank genome assembly